AUGUCAUCAACUGAUUUCUUUUCGUAUAUUGUCAAUACUAAUGAACAAAUUAUUGAAAUUACAAUCAAAUGGAAUAACAGAACUAUUUUGAGUGAAAAAGAAUUAAAACUAAAAUAUAAUAAUAAAAAAAGGAAAAAUCUCAGUUGGAAAGAAUAUGUAAUUGAGAAUUUAAGAGCAGAAAAAGCUUCAUUUGAAUAUCAAACAACAGAAAAAUUGAUAGUUACAUUUUCAGUAAGAGACAUGUAUAAUUCCAAUGAUUACACUGAUGUUUAUUGUUAUAUUGAUGAAAUCAGUCAAUAUACUCACGGUUUUUAUCCACCAAAAGAUUUCAGACUAUUUUAUGAUAUUUCAACAUUAAAUUUAGGAAAACACUAUUUUUGUGUGAAAGCGUGUAAAUAUGAUAAUGAUUGGGACUGUUCAUAUACGGAAACUUUAGAAUUUUCUAUAAAUCCCCCAAAUAUACCUCCAUCACUAUCAGAAUUAAAAAUAAACCCUGAUGUAAUUCGACAGAACAGUGGCCAAGAUGUCACAUUAUCAGGGACAUUAAAUGCUCCAAUUGGCCAAGGAAACGUAAUUAUUUAUUAUUAUUUCAAUUACGAUAAGACUAAUUUAUAUAAUUUCACAAUCAAUAUCCAAAGAACUUCUUCACCUAUCAACAUUCAAAUAAAUAUUCCAAGUAAUUUGCCUGAAAACUCAAAUACUAUAUACAUUUAUGCAGUAAAAGAUGAGCAAACAAGCCCAACAUAUGAUCUUUAUUUCCAAUACAAAUAUAAUCCACCAGUUCUUUAUAUUCAAGCAGAAAACAAUAGUGAAUUCAAGAAGAAUGAUGGUAAAACUUUUAAUAUACACGUAACUAUUAGAGAUAACGAUUGUAGUGGUAGUGUUGCUCUUUUAUAUCAAAUUGAUGAUUUUCAAGUCAUUAAGUUAAAUCAAUACACUAUUUCCAAUAAUAACGAAAUUACUAAUGACUUUUAUAUUUAUUUUCCACAAAAUUUUCCAGAGAGUAAUAGUCACACAAUAACUUUAUGGGCAAAAGAUGAAAAAUACAAAAAAUCAUCAAUUUUCAAAUUUAAUUUCUCAUAUGUGUAUAAUUCUCCUGUUCUUUCUAUUACAACCCCUACAAACAUUAACUUAUAUCGGACAACAAAUAAAACAAUUACCAUAAGUGGAAUAAUUAAUGAUGCAGAUCGUGCAGGGACUAUUUAUAUUAAUUAUAGAUUUGAUGAACAAGAUAUCAAAACAUUAACAAAUGGAAAUAUCAACUCACAAGGUACAUUUUCAUUUUCAGAAGAAGUUAAUCUUCCUACAAUUUUAUCAGAAGGAAGUCAUCACAUCUCAGUAUGGUGUUAUGAUGAAAAAAACAAACAAACAAAUACAGAAAGAAUUGUGUUUAUUUAUUAUUAUAAUAAACCAGAACUCACAAUCACUUCACCAAUAAAUGAACAAUAUUGGCGUGGCAAUAACAAUAGUAUUCAUGUUGAAGGCAAAGUUGUUGACAAAGAUGGAUUUGGUAUUGUUACAAUUAAAUGUUUCAUUGAUGAUAUUUUCAUUCAAAGCAAUGAAUAUCAAAUUUCAAAUGUAAAUCCUCAACCAUUCACAUUUGAUUUACUAUUCCCAUCUUAUCUUAGUGAAUCAACUCAUAAACUUAUUAUUACAGCUGUUGAUGACUCAAAUAAAGCAGAUACAAAAUUUCAAUUAUUUAAUUACAAAUAUAAUCCACCAGUUCUUUCUAUUUCAGCAUUAAACAAUCAAGAGUACAAGAAGAAUGACGGUCGAUCAAUUUUUAUUGCAGGCAGUCUGCGUGAUGAAGAUCGAUGUGGAAAUGUCACUCUUUUCUACAAGUUCGAUGGUAAUUAUGAAUCACAAUCGAUCAAUUAUCCAAUCAAUGACACAUAUAUUCACAUAUUAAAUAUUCCAGUUCAAUUUCCAUUAGAUUUUCCAGAAAGUAAUAGUCAUACAAUAACUAUCUGGGCAACAGACGAAACAAACAAAAAUUCAUCAAUAUGCAAAUUGAACUUCUCAUAUCAAUACAACUCACCAAUUUUCAAAAUCAAUAAUCUUACUCAUCAUAAAUUCAUGCGUCUCAACACUAUCAAAAUCAACAUCACAUAUGAACAUAUCGACAAAACAUCUUUAUCUUCACUAUAUAUAUCAUAUGAUGAUGAAUAUAACAUUAGUUCAACACAAACCAUUUCAACUCCUUCUAAUUUCAUUGAACAAUUUGACAUUCCAAACUAUGCUAAAUUCGGAACCCAUUAUUUAACAGUUUAUGGCUGUGAUAUUUAUAACCACUGUAACAAAUCUAAUGAAAUUUACUUCGAGGUUGAUCGAUAUUUAACAACGAACAAAAUCGAUUAUAAACUUUUUAGGAAUUUCAAGACUAAGCCAAACAAAUACAGAUAA
Trichomonas vaginalis G3 is the source of this 2403-nucleotide messenger RNA. Its product is annotated as immunoglobulins domain-containing protein. NCBI's taxonomy places the organism in Eukaryota, Parabasalia, Trichomonadida, Trichomonadidae. Bases 1 to 2403 code for a protein of 800 amino acids. The record is from RefSeq and is a predicted model, not a curated record. The transcript has a single exon.